Messenger RNA from Mytilus californianus (California mussel), 819 nucleotides. Its product is annotated as elongation factor 1-beta-like. Lineage: Eukaryota; Metazoa; Mollusca; Bivalvia; Mytilida; Mytilidae. Bases 66 to 722 code for a protein of 218 amino acids. Gene Ontology annotation, molecular function: guanyl-nucleotide exchange factor activity; translation elongation factor activity. Gene Ontology annotation, cellular component: eukaryotic translation elongation factor 1 complex; cytosol. The transcript is spliced from 6 exons. The record is from RefSeq and is a predicted model, not a curated record. Gene Ontology annotation, biological process: translational elongation.
UUCCGGUCUUUUCGGCAAGACGAACCGGCGACCACGUUGUGAAAAUAUUCGUGGAAAAAAAAGACAUGGGUUUUGGAGAUUUAAAGGCAAAAGCCGGCCAACAGGCUUUGAACGCUUAUUUAGCAGACAAAAGUUACAUAGAAGGCUACCAGGCGUCACAAGCUGAUGCUGUUGUCUUUGCCGGUCUAACAGGAGCCCCUUCAAAAGAUCUUGUAAAUGCCCUGAGAUGGUACAACCAAAUUAACUCCUACAAUAACCAAGAAAGAUCAAGUUUUCCUGGUACAAAGAAAGACAUAAAUUCCUAUGGAUCUACAGCCCCAGCCGCUUCUAAUGGAGAUGCUGAUGAGGAUGAUUUUGAUCUGUUUGGAUCAGACGAUGAAGAAGAAGUAGAGAAACAAAAGCAGAAAAGAAUACAAGAAUACGCAGAAAAGAAAGCUAAAAAACCUGCCCUUAUAGCCAAAAGUAGUAUUGUAUUAGAUGUAAAACCAUGGGAUGAUGAAACAGAUAUGGCAGAAAUGGAAAAAUUAGUACGGACUGUAGAAACAGAUGGUCUUAUAUGGGGUACAUCUAAGCUGGUUCCUGUGGGAUAUGGAAUAAAAAAGUUACAGAUAGGUUGUGUCGUAGAAGAUGACAAAGUUGGUACAGAUUUCCUUGAAGAAGCAAUAACAAAUUUUGAAGACUUUGUACAAUCUGUGGACAUUGCUGCAUUUAAUAAGAUUUAAACUUAAAAGUGAAAAGGGACAUUACUUCAUAAAUUACCACCAGUCAGUGCUUGAUCAAUGUGAGGAGUGAGAAAUUAAAAAAUCAGAAACACCAAAA